ACGGAGCUGAAGAGGACGAAGAGCUCCAGCAUUAUUGAGGCGAGAGGUCGCAGCAGCCGGACUUCUUUUUUGUUGACUUUGGCGUGGGAUCAGGGUGAAACCAACAUCUAUAUCAGUGUCGGACCGCAGUGUGGUGUUGAAUCAGCAUCAUGGCACUUCUCAGAGGUGUUUUUGUCGUAGCUGCUAAGCGCACUCCAUUUGGCACCUACGGUGGCGUGUUGAAGGAUCACAGUGCAACAGACCUAGCAGAGCAUGCAGCCAAAGCUGCCCUGGCUGCAGGGGGUGUGGCACCAGAGCUGAUAAACAGUGUUAUUGUGGGAAGUGUCAUGCAAAGCUCAGCUGACGCCAUCUACAUCGCUCGUCACGUGGGUCUGAGGAGUGGUGUUCCAAUUCCAGUGCCUGCACUUACAGUGAACAGAUUGUGUGGAUCUGGUUUUCAGGCCAUUGUCAGUGGUGCUCAGGAGAUCUGUCUGAAGGAGUCCGAGGUGGUCCUGUGUGGGGGCUCUGAGAGUAUGAGUCAGGCACCGUACGCUGUUCGCAACAUUCGAUUUGGAACUAAGUUUGGAUUUGAUCUAAAGCUGGAGGACACUCUGUGGGCCGGUCUUACUGACCCCCAUAUAAAAAUCCCCAUGGGCAUGACAGCAGAAAACCUAGCAGAGAAAUACCAAAUCACCCGAGAAGACUGUGAUAACUACGCAUAUCAGACACAACAGAGGUGGAAGGCUGCUCAUGAGGCUGGUCACUUUGUAGAAGAAAUUGCCCCCAUUGACGUAAAAGCUAAGAAGGGAAAGGUUCCCAUGACUCACGACGAACACCCUCGGCCUCAGACCACAUUGGAACAAAUGGCAAAACUGGCUCCCGUUUUUAAGAAGCAAGGAACAGUCACUGCUGCCAAUGCCUCGGGUGUGUCUGAUGGCGCUGCCGCAGUCAUCAUUGCCAGUGAAGAUGCUGUGAAGGAGCACAAACUCACUCCUCUGGCCAGGAUCGUGUCCUACCACUCGUCCGGCUGUGACCCAAGCAUCAUGGGAAUCGGUCCUGUCCCCGCGGUCACUGAAGCUCUGAAGAAAGCCGGACUGACUCUCAGCGACAUGGAUCUUGUAGAGGUGAAUGAGGCAUUUGCCCCUCAGUACCUGGCUGUUGCUAAGGCUCUUGGACUGGAUCCUGAGAAAAGCAAUGUUAAUGGCGGUGCUAUUGCUAUUGGACAUCCUCUUGGUGCUUCUGGAACUCGAAUCACUGCUCACCUGGUUCAUGAGCUCAGACGGCGCAGAGGAAAAUAUGCUGUCGGCUCUGCCUGCAUCGGAGGUGGUCAGGGCAUUGCCAUUGUCCUAGAGAAAUGCUAAAACAGGAACCUGCCAGUAUGAGAGAAAUUCAGACGAGCUGGAGAUGAUGAAUUCAUACCAUGAUCCAGUGCUCACUAUAGGUGUCCCAUAAGUCCCAUGACUUGACUUGUGAUUUGUCAGUCUUUGACUCGGGACUUGAGGGCAAAGACUUGAGACUUUCUUGUGACUUGCAAAACAAUAAUUUGGUCCCAUCUCUGAACCUCACACAUGUAACAAUGCCUUUCUGUCAUCUUGUAAUUGUUUUCAAUUUAUUUAAAAGAAGAAAAAACAUUACAUUACUGUGAAAAUAAAAAUAAGAGUGCUUCUGAUUGUUGUGCCAGAAUGCUCAUGAUAUAAAAAGUUACUACAAUUCACAUUAACAUCAAUACUAAUAAGUAUAUAAUAACAGGAAGCAUUGGAAUAAGGUUAAGAAAAAGUGUAAAAUUCUGAUUUUUUUUUUUGCCUUAAAUGAUGACUACCACGCCUCUCGAUGCAACACAUUGCAUCUGAAUUAUGAUGAGUCCAGCUAAAAUGAUUUUGUAAUUCUGUGUCAAACAAAAACGAUGAUUUUACAACUGGAUUUAAUAAAAAAAAUUCUCUAUAAA
This is a messenger RNA of Cynoglossus semilaevis (tongue sole), 1924 nucleotides long. RefSeq names its product acetyl-CoA acyltransferase 2 (gene acaa2). The transcript has 10 exons. The record is from RefSeq and is a predicted model, not a curated record. Gene Ontology annotation, biological process: fatty acid beta-oxidation. The coding region runs from base 150 to 1340 and encodes 396 amino acids. Gene Ontology annotation, molecular function: acetyl-CoA C-acetyltransferase activity. Gene Ontology annotation, cellular component: mitochondrion. NCBI's taxonomy places the organism in Eukaryota, Metazoa, Chordata, Actinopteri, Pleuronectiformes, Cynoglossidae.